AUGAGAAACAGUGGAUUAGUUGACGCUACUCGGUAUGGCUCAGUUGGGCUUGAGUUUGACUGUGAUAAUGAAGAUCGAAAUCUGGAUGUCCGCUGCAGGCUCUUAUCUCAAGGCAAAGACAGCCCACCGAAGCCCGAGAAAUCUGCCAAAAAUGUCCCCGAAAAACCCAUCGCUGCGGCGAAGACAGAAGUGUCAUCGGGCGAAACAUUGGUGCCCAGUGGAUUUUUCAACAUCAGCCCGCGCUUCAGCGCACUGACCAUUCUAACACUGCUCAGUCUGUACACACGCUUCUACCAGAUCGCCAUUCCCGAGUGGGUGUGCUGGGAUGAGACGCAUUUCGGGAAAAUGGCCAGCUGGUACAUUAAUCGGACAUUUUUCUUCGACGUCCAUCCACCGCUGGGCAAAAUGUCCAUUGCACUGGUGGGCUAUCUGAGCGGAUACAACGGGACGUUCAGUUGGGAUAAACCCGGGGAUAAAUUUGACGAUCAUCCCUAUGUGGGCAUGCGCGUGUACUGCGCGUUUUUGGGAGCACUGCUGGUCCCGUUGGCCUUCGAGAUUGUCUACGCGCUGUCGAAAUCGGUGCGGGCCAGCAGUGUGGCGGCGGCGUGUAUUUUGUUUGACACGGGAAUGGCGACACUAACUCGGUAUAUCUUGCUGGAUUCUCCAUUGUUGUUUUUUAUCAUGGCAACAACGUGGUCUUGCGUUAAGAGCUGGCACCAUGAAGACCGCUCGUUAAAUGCUCGCUGGUGGUUUUGGCACAUUUUAUGCGGAUUCUUUCUCAGUUGCGCUAUGUGCGUGAAAUUUGUCGGGAUUUUUAUCGUGCUCUGGGUUGGACUGUCGACCAUCUUUCGAUUACUAUUGUUAUGGUCCGAUCAGCUGUAUUCCUUUUUUCAACUAUGCAAACAAACCGCCGCGCGAGCUGUGUGCUUAAUAAUUUUUCCGGUUGUUUUCUAUCUGAGUUUCUUCGCCAUCCAUUUAGCUGUUUUGAACCGCAGCGGACCGGGAGAUGGCUACAGUUCAGCGUUCCAGUCGGUUUUAAUUGGCAACCCGUUGAAUAACGCCACGAUGCCGGGAGAAGUUGCAUAUGGAGCAAUGAUCGCGCUGAAAAAUACGAAAGCUAACGGCGCUUAUUUGCAUUCGCAUGUCCAUGUGUAUCCUUCGUCGUCCGAAGAAUCCAGUGGUUAUCAGCAGGUGACGUGCUAUGCUCAUAAGGACGACAAUAAUUUGUGGAGACUGAAAAAGGUUGACGAACAGUUACCGGAGGGUGGACCAACAACAGUGGAUUUUUUACGCAAUGGGGAUUUGCUGAGAUUAACACAUGCUGUCACGGGAAAAAACCUUCAUGCUCAACGGCUUGCUGCACCGGUCACGAAGCAUCAUUAUCAGGUCUCUGGAUAUGGAGAAAACGGCACUGAUUCGACUGGAAAUGAUGUAUGGGAAGUUGUGAUAGAAAACGGACAACCAAAAGAAAUUGUGAAAACAAUGGUUAACCAUUUCCGGUUAGUGCAUCACAACACAAGAUGUAUUCUGGAAUCUGGAACCAAACAAUUACCGAAAUGGGCCUGGGAGCAGCUGGAAGUGACAUGUAAUCCAAAACCGAAACGGACAUCCUUCGACAAUGAAUUAUUCCAUGUGGAGUUCGUCCAUUUUCCUUUGUUGCCGAAUGUGACAUUCAGUAGUCAUGCGCCCAGUUUUCUCAAGCGAUUUCUGGAAUCCCAUAAGGUCAUGGUCAAAGGGAAUAGUGGACUGAAGCCGAAGGAAGGCGAAGCCUUUUCCAAACCUUGGCAGUGGCCUAUUGAUGUGCGUGGGCAGUUCUUCUCGGCAGGUGAAAUGCGGAUCUACCUUCUGGGGAAUCCCAUCAUUUGGUGGGGGAAUAUGCUGGUGUGGUUGGUGUAUGCAAUUGUGGAGUGUUGUUUCGCCGUACGUAAAAAACGAAAUUACAAGCCGAAUGCGGAGUUAGACCGUUUAGAAGCGCAGUAUCUGCAUCCGACGCGAUGGAUGUUUUUGGGAUGGUUUGUGCAUUAUGUACCCUUCUACUGCAUGGGACGAAUCUUGUACUAUCAUCAUUACUUCCCAGCGCACAUGUUUGCCUGCAUGAUUUCCGGAUUAGUUACUUGCCUUGUUUGCGAUAUUGUCACCCGGUGCCUUGGACAAAGCGGAAAGAUGGUGGUUGAGUGGACUUUCGGAGUUGUGAUAGCUGUAAUUCUGGGUUUUAGCUUUUAUCUGUUUUAUCCGUUAGUAUACGGGAUGAGUGGUAGUUUUGCUGAUUCUGUUAACAGCACCAUGCAUGGGAUGAGAUGGUUAUCCACAUGGGAAUUUUAGGUUUUAUUGAAAGAAGUUAAUUUUUGUAUUUUUUUAAUUGUAUUUUAUUUGUUACAGCCCCACUGGGCGUAUUCUUCUGCCAUAUGCUUUUUGGUGUAGGCCAGCGUUUUUAGUUUCGAUCCACACGAAAGAGUAAAUUUGAAGCUGCGGCUUU
Molecule: messenger RNA, 2476 nt
Organism: Paramacrobiotus metropolitanus
Lineage: Eukaryota; Metazoa; Tardigrada; Eutardigrada; Parachela; Macrobiotidae
Product: protein O-mannosyl-transferase 2-like
Biological process (GO): protein O-linked glycosylation via mannose
Cellular component (GO): membrane; endoplasmic reticulum
Molecular function (GO): dolichyl-phosphate-mannose-protein mannosyltransferase activity
Source: RefSeq, a predicted model, not a curated record